UGCUUUUUUGAAUAAAUUUUAUGCAAUGUAGCACUUAGAUAAUAAUUCACUAAGUAGAACAAGUGUGAUGGUUGGAGAUUUGAAUAUAUACCACAUCGAAUGAUUAAUAGAAAUCGAAGUGAAUUAGUACAAGCCGAUUGGUUUUGUGCAAAAUAGAUUUCAAUCUCGUUAUCUGUCACUUGACUCGGUAUUAUUGGAAUCGAUGGAGUUUCUCUGCGAUAAUGAAAAUUAAUGACAGUUUCAUUAAUUUUACGCUAUAGUUGUACUAAAUUUCUGGAUUAUUUUUUGAUUUGAUAUGUUUUUCGCACGUAGAUCACUAGAUUAUAGGGUAUUACAAAUAAAGCGUGUCAGUGGAAUUGAUUUUACUAAUGCAAUAUGCUGAAAAUUGUUAAACAGGAAUUCAAGACUCGGCAACUUUCAUGUUGUGCCAGGUGAAGGAAAAAUACUAUUUCACUUAGGGAGUUAUAAGACCUCGGUAUUCGAAGGCUAUUUGAAAAUGGCAUCCGGUAGUAAUUUUGUAGCGGCAGGUGGCAACGUGCCGAAAGCUUUUACAUCACGUGAAAGGAGAUCGAGGGCCAAAAAGAGUGCAGUUUCUAAAUCUAAGAGGUCUUUCACUAGAAAAGUUAACGCUUCAAAGUGUACCUUAGAGAAGUGCAAUUUGAGUGAUUUUGAUUGGACUGGUAAAAUUUCAGGAUGUCCUGUGUUCUAUCCAUCGACUGAGGAGUUCGAGGACCCUUUAAAUUAUGUUCGGGAAAUUUCUGCGGAAGCUUCAAAGUAUGGAAUCUGCAAAAUUGUGUCCCCCGUAAAGGCUUCUGUUCCGGCUUCUAAGGUGCUAAGAGACUUGAAAUUUUCAACUUAUGUUCAGCCACUUCGGCUUCCUGAGUGGGAUGUAGAUGACAAGGUUUCUUUCCUAGUAAAAGAAAAAGUAUAUACCUUAAAUUCUUUUAAGAGAAUGGCAGAUGAAGCAUUUCUCCGAAGAUUUCCUUGUCCGAAAGAUGUUGCGCUGGAACGCUUGGAGAAAGCGUUCUGGCUUGAAAUGUCCAUUGGACAGGAAAAAGUGGAGUAUGCAAUUAAUGUUGAUGGAAGUGCCUUUUCUACUGAUCCUGAUGAUCCAUUAGGAUCAAGCAAAUGGAACUUAAAGACUCUGCCGGAGCUGCCCGAAUCUGUAUUACAUCUGGUUGGACAUGAAAUUCCGGGAAUCACAUAUCCUAUGCUUUACAUCGGGAUGCUAUACAGUAUGUUUGCGUGGCAUGUAGAAGAUCAUUAUUUAUAUAGCAUGAAUUAUCAUCACACAGGCGCUCCGAAAACCUGGUACGGUGUUCCUGGUCAUGCAGCUCUACAGUUUGAAAAAGUAGCACUAGACCAUGUGUACGGUUAUGGAAUUUUAUCAACCGAUGAUGAGGAUGGAGCUUUCAAAGAAAUUGCAGAAAAGACUACGAUGUUCCCACCAAGUAUCUUGCUAGAGCACGGAGUUCCAGUUUACAAAGCUGUGCAGAUGCCGGGAGAGUUUGUCAUCACCUUCCCAAGAGCAUACCAUUCUGGGUUUAGUAACGGUUUUAAUUGUGGAGAGGCAGUAAAUUUUGCAAUUGGCAAUUGGUUUUCAUUUGGGGCAUUGGCUAGCAAGCGAUAUGCUCGUAUUGGCAUCAUGGCUAUCCUUCCGAGCGAGGAAAUUCUCUGUAAACAAAUGUUUCUCCUUUUGAAACAAGAAGAUUUGGAUCCGACAUCAGCAGAAUUGGUGUCAAAUACUUCCAUAAAGACAUCAUUUCUGCGACACAUGCGGUUUUUUAAUAAUGCAUUUUGGAAGCUGAUGAAUAAUGUGAAAAACAUAAGAGAAUCGUCAAUGCUGUUACCAACUUCUCAUGGAACCACUAUUUGUCGCACGUGUAAACGUGAUUGUUACUUGGUUUUCCUUGAGUGCAAUCGGUGCUAUAAUCUUCUCUGCCAUUAUCACUAUAUCGAUUCACUUGAUUGUCCAUGUGGUGGCAAACUUCUCCUCUUUAUAAGGGAGAAUAUAUGGCAUGUGGAGGAGUUAGUCCAGAGAUUAGAAAAUGUUUAUGGCGACACCAUUGCCUCGCAGCCAAACGGAACGAUCAAUUGCAUUAAUAGCAAAAAUGCUAUUAUCAGCAAGAAUGUGGACCUUCAAUGGCAAGGAGGAGGAGGUAGAAGAAAGGAAGCCAAGAGUGAUAUUGACAGGGUACAAACUGUUAGCAAAAGAUACUUGGACUCAAGAGGAUUAUUACCUUUGUUUAAUUUCUGCAAAAGGGCCCGAACAAAGUGCAAAUUGCAGAAUACUCCUCCAGGAGAAGAACUCAGCAAGUCUGCUUCAUCUCUGAAGUCCAUUCAAAUGCUUGACAGUUAGUUUAGUUUUGCUUUUGAGUAAUUGUAAUAACAAAGGAAGGCAUAUUUAAGUCUUAAUUUUUGAUAUUUACUUAGAGAAAAUUUUAAAUAUAGGUUUUAGAUUUAGCAUACAGCAAUGUUUUUAAUAUUGAAUUCAUCAAUCAUUCUUUCGGAGUGUACAAUGCUUAUCCUAUUGUAAUCAAUUUUAGUUCGAAUAAAGGGGUCAUCUUGUCCUUCAA
This is a messenger RNA of Mercurialis annua (annual mercury), 2576 nucleotides long. RefSeq names its product lysine-specific demethylase JMJ13-like. Gene Ontology annotation, biological process: chromatin remodeling. The transcript has 10 exons. The coding region runs from base 497 to 2359 and encodes 620 amino acids. The record is from RefSeq and is a predicted model, not a curated record. Lineage: Eukaryota; Viridiplantae; Streptophyta; Magnoliopsida; Malpighiales; Euphorbiaceae. Gene Ontology annotation, molecular function: histone demethylase activity. Gene Ontology annotation, cellular component: nucleus.